GGAGCCGCCUCGAUGGAGCAGCCCAGUCGCUCGUGAACCAUCGUCGUCAUCGUAGUAACCUUCGACACUGUGCUGUGGGUUUCGUUUUAAUCGCAUCUGUCUUUCAGCAUUAAAUUACAUCCGUGUGUGGUAUCGUGUCUCUGACGUUUGUUUUGUUAGAGCAGCUGCUUCGUUCAUCUGUAAUGUGAGAAUGAAAACAACCGUGAAAGUGUUUCGAUUAAACCAAAGAACAAAAAAUAACAACAAAAAAACCACAAAAAACCCAUCAAAAAAUAAAGGACACACGUGCUUGGAGUGCUUGAGCUUUAUUUGAGAAGAAUUCAACUUCCGUAUUUUUGUGUGUAUGUGUGUGUGUGCUAUACGAAGAACGGUAAAAAUUGAUUGAUUCGGCAAAUGGGACGUGAAUGUUUAUCAGAUCGAGCACAUAAACAUACACGGGCCAAAAAAGGGAAGCGCGUUCAAGCGGCACGGUAGAAAAUUGCUCCGAUGGUACUAUUGACAUAGGAAGAAACCAUCCAAAAGCCUUCGCCGAGACGCCAGGCAGGGGGCCAAAAACGACGGGUGGGUUGGAAAACCAAUAAAAGUUAUCUUCAGAAAACAAUUGCCAAGAAUUGGAACUGCGUUCUUAUAGUGUCGUGCUGUAUGCGUGCCGAUGGAUAGAUAGAUGAAUGGGUGAACCGAUCGAACCAAAUCGGAUUGUUUGAAGUGAAAGCGUGCGGAAAAAGCAACGUCUAUUUAUUUAGCUUGUGUGUGUGCCUAGCUAAUGAAUAUAGACACCAACAUCAACAAACCGCACUAUCGAACGAUACGGCUAUCGGCAGGACGUGCGAAUCGUGUGUUUUUACGUGGAAAAGUGAAGCUAAACAAUGUUAUUACAAUUAGAUGGUGCCAUUGAAGCGACGUUCUCCAUCGAACGAUUACAGCGCAGCAGUGGCAAGAACUACCAGCAAACAAAGGACACCAUUCUAGCGGAUGGCCGACGGAAUGAAGCCAUCAACAGUACAGCCGUUCUCGGCAGGACAGUACAGAACGCCACUAGGUCUACCGGUGUGCGUACGCACGUAACCGUAGCGAUGGCACAAGGAAACAGCAGUACCACGCUAGUAUCGGGCCUCGUACCGAAGGUAACGACACCAACAACACUGACGACGUCCACACCCACCGAACAGCCUGCCCGUAAGGCAGACAUAUUAAUCUAUCCAACAGUAUCACCGGAAACGAUCGUCGUACCGAUCCUGUCCUGCAUAGUGGGUUUUCCCAUCUUUGCCCUGCUAGUCAUCUGCUGUCUGCGCCGUCGUGCAAAGAUUGCACGUGAACGUGACCGGCGGCGAAAUUUCGAUCUAAAGGCCAACACCAUUACGCUGGUACGCUUCAAUUCGCACCACCUCAGCAAUCAACGUUCCAUCCUGCUACAGUCGGGCGACAGUUUGAGUCGCGGAUAUCCGUCUCUCGAUCUGGAUACGGUGUACGAAGAGAAGAGUGAUACGCACUGCAGCAGUCAGCUCGACUCACCUGCCGCACAUAUGCUGCUGACCGAUUCACCACCCGAUACGGACAACGAACAGUGCUAGCAGUCCGAGAGUCCGGUCCGUUCGCGGGCUCCCA
Anopheles funestus (African malaria mosquito) is the source of this 1605-nucleotide messenger RNA. RefSeq lists its product as uncharacterized. The record is from RefSeq and is a predicted model, not a curated record. The coding region runs from base 867 to 1571 and encodes 234 amino acids. The transcript has 5 exons. Lineage: Eukaryota; Metazoa; Arthropoda; Insecta; Diptera; Culicidae.